Molecule: messenger RNA, 11298 nt
Organism: Coregonus sp. 'balchen'
Lineage: Eukaryota; Metazoa; Chordata; Actinopteri; Salmoniformes; Salmonidae
Source: the annotation of a GenBank genome assembly
UGGACACGCGGCUGCCGUUCCAGGCAGAGAUGUUCAUCCAGAACGUCAUCCUGGUCUUCUUUUGCCUGGGUGUGAUCGGCAGCAUCUUCCCCUGGUUUCUAGUGGCUGUGGGCCCCCUGGUGCUGCUCUUCACCAUGCUCCACAUGGUGUCGCGUGUGUUCAUCCGCGAGCUCAAGCGCCUGGACAACGUCACCCAGUCGCCCUUCAUCUCGCACAUCACCUCCAGCAUCCAGGGCCUCUCCACCGUCCACGCCUACAACAGGGGCCACAAGUUCCUGGACAGGUGAGAUGUCGAGGUGUAGGGUGAAGUUCCCUCUAGACACUGAUCUUGGGUCAGUUUCACAUUUUCCCCACUAAUGGUUAAAGGGAUAGUUUGGGAUUUUGGCAAUGAAGCCCUUUAUCUACAGUACUUUCCCAGAGUCAGAUGAUGUGGAUACCAUUUUUAUUUCUCUGCAUCCAGUAUGAAGGAAGUUGGAGGUAGUUUCACGAGCCAAUGCUAACUAGCUUAGCUCAAAGACUAGAAGUCUUCGGGUACAGCUAGCAUUGCUAGCGCUAAUGCUAAUUAGCAUUGGGUUGCAAAACUAAGUAACUUCCUUCAUACCAGAGAUGUUGAGUCACGUGACUUGGACUCAAGUACUAAUCGAGUCGCAAAUUUUGAGACUUGAAACUUGACUUGGCGAAAAGAAAAAGCACUUGCGACUCGACUUCGACUUGAGCAUCUAUGACUCGUGACUUAACUUGAGCUGUAUGACUCAAGAGACUCUGGAAACUUGUUUAGAUUUCCCCAUCCCAAAAUGGCAUCACCUUCCAUUCAUCCUCUCACCACCUCUCCUAUUGCAGCACCUUCUGUUAUUAGCCAACCAACCUCAACAGAUCACAAUGCGCAUCCAGUGGGCGGGGGGGGGGGGGUAAUGUUCUCAAACUUAUUAGCUUGCAAUGGGUCCCCCCUAUCAUUUGUGUCCGAAGUGGACAGCAAGUUUAGAAUUUUGUUUUUAACAUCCCUAUGUAUCAAAUCAAAUCAACCUUUAUUUAUACAGCACAUUUCAGACAUGGAAUGCAACUUUAAUGGAAAUUACCAUCAAGUACUCAUUAAGUAAAUUUAGUCAAUUAACUGUAUUAAGAUUCACAACCUCUGCACAGGUCGGUCAGAAGCUCUACCAGGGGGCUGUCCCCAAGCACCUUUUAUACUAGGAUACACACAACUCACAUAAACACGAUUCAUCCUCAGCACACGGGAGGAGGUUUGGGUACGAAAGAGAAUGUGUAUCAAGACACCUGCUCCUGAUUAAGUUCUCAGAGGCUAUUUCUGGGCGUUCACCCAAGAAGCUCAAGGUUCUCUCUUGGGUAUUGUCUGCUAACACACACACACACACACUGAAACGUCCUCCUCAUGUGAGCACAAAGCGAACUAGUUAUAAAACAUGUCAUGUAGAAAAUAUGUAUUACAUUAUAGCAACCAAUACACACAAUCCUAUAGCCAGGGUUAAACAAUUCAUAAGCUUAUGUCAUGAUUUUUCCACCACACAACGCAAUGUGCUUCGCAGGAAAAAACAAAUAAAAAACAAUGAAAAUAAAAGCUGAAAUAUUUACUACACAACAAACAUAAGAUUAAAAAAACAAAAUAAUGACUAAAACUGAACGACCCUAAGGAAAAGCAAAGCUAAAAAGAUGCGUUUUAAGAUCUCUUUUAAAUAUGUCCACAGUUUCGGCCCCGCUCAUGUUCUCUGGCAGGCGAUUCCAGAGGCUGGGGGCAUAAUAACUAAAGGCUGCCUCUCCAUGCCUCUUGGUCCUAGGCUUUGGGAUAGUUAAAAGGCCAGUGCUAGAGGACCUGAGGAACCUACUGGGUACAUAACUUAAAAGCAUGUCUGACGUAUUGGGGUGCAGAAUCGUGGAUUUAUUUAAAAACCAAUAGAAUAAUCUUAAAAUGUAUUCUAAAACUCACAGGCAGCCUGUGCAGAGACCUUAAAACCAAUGUAAAGUGUGCUCGCCAUCUGGUCUUGGUCAGUACCUUUGCUGCAGCAUUCUGUAUGUUUUGCAGUUGACCAAUGGCUUUCUUGGCUAGACCAGACAGGAGAGCAUUAAAGUAGUCAAGCCUGCUUGUAAUAAAAGCAUGGAUGAGUCUCUCUGUAUCAGCCUGAGAGAGAAACGGCCGCACCUUGUCAAUGUUCCUCAGGUGGUAAAAAGCUAUUUUGGUCACAUUCCUAAUGUGUGAUUUGAAAUUGAGUUAAGAAUCUAAAAUAACACUUUGGUUUUUUACCUGUAGGCAUACUAUAAAACAUUUUUAAAUAGAAGUUUAUCUAAAUACAUAGACAAUUACCUACUGAAUAAUAUCAGGUUUUUUAAAUAUGCUCAUUCAUGAAUUCAACAAAAAAAUAUGGUGGUGGAGAUUUUAUAAUCUCCAUCAUAUAUCAAAAUGUUGCAAUUUGUUUUUGUUUUAAACUUAUUUUAUAGCUUUGAAUACCAGAAGAGUGAGAUGAUCAGCAGUGACCCUCAGCAGCCUCACAUUUCCAACUUCUGUACAACACAAACCAUCCACAGCAAAAAGCUAUCACCAAUUCCAUAAUGUCAGACCUGAUUGUGGAUUGCAACAUGCUCCUGUCCAUCAUUGAACACAAGCUUUAGUCACUUUUUGUCAGCGGUUGAUAGCAAAUACGCCCAGUCUGUCGCAGAGCCAUAACCUCCAAGAUUGACAACCUGGUUGCCGACAGGCAGACGAAACUCAAAGACCAGAUGACACAAGCUGACCACGUCUUUGUCACGGUAGACAUAUGGUCUGACAGAAAGAUGAGGGGAUUCCUUGGGGUCACCGCUCACUGGAUUGAAAUGGAGAAUGAAGUCCAAUGUGCUGGCGUGUAAUCGUUUUAGAGGAUCACACACGGGAGCGAAUAUGCGAGCAGUUUGCAGGCAUCUGUGAGGAGUACGGGAUCAAACACAAGCUAGAUUACAUUGUGACAAUGCAGCUAACAUAAAAAAAGCGUUCACAGUGUGCUUCCCAAGUGAAGAGGCUGUCCAUGAUGAUCAUCACCUAGAUGAUUCAGACAUAUGGAAUAACCUGGAAGUUGAAGAACAGGAGACCAUCGACACUACUUUGGGUAAAAAUUGUCAUCAACAACGUUUAAAGAGCUCCCGAGUGGCGCAGCGGUCUAAGGCACUGCAUCUCAGUGCUUGAGGCUUCACUACAGACCCCCUGGUUCGAUUCCAGGCUGUAUCACAAUCCAGCCGUGAUUGGGAGGCCCAUAGGGCGGCGCACAAUUGGCCCAGCUUCGUCCGGAUUUGGCCGGGGUAGGCCGUCAUUGUAAAUAAGAAUUUGUUCUUAACUGACUUGCCUAGUUAAAUAAAGGUUAAAUAAAAAAUAAAGUGAUUUGCACAUACAUUGCAACUAGUGGUGGGGGAUGGGUUGAAGGAGACUAAAGUUGUCAGUCCAGCUCAUUCCAAAGUGUCUAAGAUUAUUUUUUAUUUUUUUAUUUAACCUUUUAUUUAACCAGGUAAGCCAGUUGAGAACAAGUUCUCAUUUACAACUGCGACCUGGCCAAGAUAAAGCAAAGCAGUGCGAUAAAAACAACAACACAGAGUUACAUAUGGAAUAAACAAAACGUACAGUCAAUAACACAAUAGAAAAUCUAUAUACAGUGUGUGCAAAUGUAGUAAGUUAUGGAAGUAAGGCAAUAAAUAGGCCAUAGUGCAAAACAAUUACAAUUUAGUAUUAACACUGGAGUGUUAGAUGUGCAGAAUAUGAUGUGUGAAUAGAGAUACUGGGGUGCAAAUGAGCCAAAUAAAUAAGAAUGUAAAUAACAAUAUGGGAAUGAGGUAGUUGGGUGGGCUAAUUACAGAUGGGCUGUGUACAGGUGCAGUGAUCGGUAAGCUGCUCUGACAACUGAUGCUUAAAGUUAGUGAGGGAGAUAAGUGUCUCCAGCUUCAGCAAUUAGCUCAUUGCUCCACACUAGCACCACUUUUAAAGAGGCGUUUGUGGGUGAGUUUGGAGUGAGGGGAAUUCCUGCUGUAGUGAACACAUGCUGGAACGCCACACUGAGGCAGGUGAGAGCAGUGCUCCAUUGCGACUACGUGAAGUUGUGGAUUGCUGGAAGAGGAGGAGCAUAAGGAAUUUAUAUUUUAAUUGAGAGUGUAUGAAAAUGUAUGUACUCACUAACUGUAUGUCGCUCUGGAUAAAAGUGCCUGCUAAAUGACUAAAAUGUAAAAUGGAAAUGGAAACUACUGAAAGAGUUGGGUGACUUUCUUCAGCCUUUUGCAGAAGCCACAGAUAUUACCGAAGGAGAGAAGUUGUCACAAUCCAUGCGAUGGUUCCUUGCAUUCUUUCCCUACACCAUCAUCUGGAGACGCAGAAACCACAAGCGAGCUACCUUACUGGCCUGGUCAGAAGUCUCCAAGCAUCACUGAACAGGAGAUUUCUUAGAAUCUUCAUCAAAGUCAAGAUGACACCCUUCUCAGACCAUGUCUAUUUAAAGCAGCUGUGCUAGAUCCAUCCUUCACACUGAUGUGGCUGGAACGACAUGUUCUGGUGGAUGAUGGACUUAAGGAGAAGGUGACUGAAAUGGUGAAAGGUGUGUAUGUUUUUAUCAUAAAAAUAUUCAAAGUUUACCAAUAGAAUUAAUACUUAGCCUAAUUCAUUUAAUUUAUACAGCAUUUUAAUGUAAAUAGUAAACUAAUAAUAAUAGUACGACUAACCUUUGUUAAUUUUUUUGUUUUUUCAUCAGAUUUAAUUCUGCAAGAGGCUUCAGAGACUGGGCAACCUGUGGAUCCAACCACAACUGAGAAGGAGGACUGUUUUCUGGGAGAGGAGUCAGGGAUGUUUUCAGCAUAUUGCUAAAGACAAAGGAGAGAAGUGUGUGGCACUCCAGCAUCUCAGUUCAGCCACUACCUUGACAUUUGCGAAGGACAGUACAACCUCUGGGCUAUCAACAGAAACACAAUUAUUUUUCUGUUCCGAGUGGCGAUGAGGGUCUUGACAGUGCUUGCUUCAGGUGCUCCUGUGGAGCGUGUGUUCAACCAUACUGCGGCCCCAUCGCUCACAAAUGGGUGAUGGACAAUUUGAUAUUUUGCAAAAGCAAUGCAUUGUAAGAGAGAGAGGAAAUUAAUGAUAAUGUAGCAUAAACGUACUUACAUUGCCUUGCAAAAGUAUUCAGCCCCCUUGGUGUUUUUCCUAUUUUGUUGCAUUACAACCUGUCAUUUAAAUUGAUUUUUAUUUGGAUUUCAUGUAAUGGACAUACACAAAAUAGUCCAAAUUGGUGAAGUGAAAUGAAAUAAAUUACGUGUUUCAAACAAUUACAAAAAUCAAAUAAUGGAAAAGUGGUGCGUGCAUAUGUAUUCACCCCCUUUGCUAUGAAGCCCCUAAAUAAGAUCUGGUGCAACCAAUUACCUUCAGAACUCACAUAAUUAGUUAGAUUUCACACAGGUGGACUUUAUUUAAGUGUCACAUGAUCUCAGUAUAUAUACACCUGUUCUGAAAGGCCCCAGAGUCUGCAACACCACUAAGCAAGGGUCACCACCAAGCAAGCAGCACCAUGAAGACCAAGGAGCUCUCCAAACAGGACAGGGACAAAGUUGUGGAGAAGUACAGAUCAGGGUUGGGUCAUAAAAAAAUAUCAGAAACUUUGAACAUCCCACGGAGCACCAUUUAAAUCCAUUAUUAAAACAUUGAAAGAAUAUGGCACCACAACAAACCUGCCAAGAGAGGGCCGCCCACCAAACCUCACGGACCAGGCAAGGAGGGCAUUAAUCAGAGGCAACAAAGAGACCAAAGAUAACCCUGAAGGAGCUGCAAAGCUCCACAGCGGAGAUUAGAGUAUCUGUCCAUAGGACCACUUUAAGCCGUACACUCCACAGAGCUGGGCUUUACGGAAGAGUGGCCAGAAAAAAGCCAUUGCUUAAAGCACAAAAUAAGCAAACACGUUUGGUGUUCGCCAAAAGGCAUGUGGGAGACUCCCCAAACAUAUGGAAGAAGGUACUCUGGUCAGAUGAGACUUAAAUUGAGCUUUUUGGCCAUCAAGGAAAACGCUAUGUCUGGCGCAAACCCAACACCUCUCAUCACCCCCCGAGAACACCAUCCCCACAGUGAAGCAUGGUGGUGGCAGCAUCAUGCUGUGCGGAUGUUUUUCAUCGGCAGGGACUGGGAAACUGGUCAGAAUUGAAGGAAUGAUGGAUGGCGCUAAAUACAGGGAAAUUCUUGAGGAAAACCUGUUUCAGUCUUGCAGAGAUUUGAGACUGGGACGGAGGUUCACCUUCCAGCAGGACAAUGACCCUAAGCAUACUGCUAAAGCAACACCUGAGUGGUUUAAGAAGAAACAUUUAAAUAUCUUGGAAUGGCCUAGUCAAAGCCCACACCUCAAUCCAAUUGAGAAUCUGUGGUAUGACUUAAAGAUUGCUGUACACCAGCGGAACCCAUCCAACUUGAAGGAGCUGGAGCAGUUUUGCCUUGGAGAAUAGGCAAAGAUCCCAGUGGCUAGAUGUGCCAAGCUUAUAGAGACAUACCCCAAGAGACUUGCAGCUGUAAUUGCUGCAAAAUAUGUCUCUACAAAGUAUUGACUUUGGGGGGGGGUGAAUAGUUAUGCACGCUCAAGUUUUCUUUUUUUUGGUCUUAUUUCUUGUUUGUUUCACAAUAAAAAAUAUUUUGCAUCUUCAAAGUGGUAGGCAUGUUGUGUAAAUCAAAUGAUACAAACCCCCCAAAAAUCCAUUUUAAUUCCAGGUUGUAAGGCAACAAAAUACGAAAAAUGCCAAGGGGGGUCAAUACUUUCGCAAGCCACUGUAGAAGAUAUACAAUGGCUACUCUGAAGGUUGCACUUGUUUUUAUUGUAUAGUCAUGCAAAAACAAAACUUUUUGGAUUGUGUUUUUUUGUUGAAACCUUAAGACUAAAAGUAUUGUCAUUGGUGCCAUUUGAAUGGCCUUUUCUAUCAGUAAUAUUAAUACCCCAAAAAAACAUUUCUAACAUGAUCUUUGACUCAAGUUUAUUAUGGAGUGUAAGAAAAACAGGAAAUAAAAAAUUCCAUUGAAAUUGGCAUAAAACACUUGACUGGACUCGAAACUCAAAAUUAGGGACUUGUGACUUGACUCGACCUGAGGUGUGGAACUGUACUUGAGACUUGCCCAUUAUUACUUGGGACUUACAUUUACAUUUUAGUCAUUUAGCAGACGCUCUUAUCCAGAGCGACUUACAGUUAGUGAAUACAUAUAUAUAUUUUUUUAUACUGGCCCCCCGUGGGGAUCGAACCCACAACCCUGGCGUUGCAAACGCCAUGCUCUAUCAACUGAGCUACAUCCCUGCCGGCCAUUCCCUCCCCUACCCUGGACGACGCUGGGCCAAUUGUGCGCCGCCCAUGAAUCGAGACUUGAAGGUGAAGACUUGAAGGUGAAGACUUGAGACUUGCUUAGGACUUGCAAAAUUGUGACUUGGUUCCAUCCCUGCUUCAUACUGGAUGCAGAGACAUAAAAAUGGUGUCCAUGAGUUAAUCUGACUCUGGGGAGUAGUUAAAGGUUAGUAUGCGGUGAGGGGAAGCUGAUCCUAGAUCUGUACUGGAAAACAUGCUCCACCAAACCCCUCAGAUCAGUCUCGUUAAAUAUGUGCUAUGGAAGUUUAGUUUAUAAUUGUUGUUCGCUUGAAUGUUGCCUCUAUUGUUCAUAUAUGAUGUCAUAUUAAUCAAUGUAUCUCACAGCCUUAGUUCUAGGCAAACAAUAUGCCUUUGUUUAUGAGUGUGGGGAGGCUUUACCCUUUCAGUACAGUGAGGUAAUUUAUGUAUCUUCUGUCCAUUUAGGGCACCCCUUUUGGCUCAAGAGCACCCCCAGAGACAAAGUUCCAUAUAGCCCCUUUUAAAUAUCCUAGUUCCUUGAUGACUAAAGCAAGAAACCAAGCAUCCAAAAGUUGAACUUUUUCUCAAACUUCCCGUCUGUCUGUCUGGUUGUGGUCUCCAGGUAUCAGGAGCUCCUGGAUCAGAACCAGGCUUCUUUCUACCUGUUCAGCUGUGCCAUGCGCUGGCUGGCCGUGCGGCUGGACGUCAUCAGUGUGGCUCUGAUCAUAAUCACAACGCUCAUGAUAGUCCUCAUGCAUGGCCAGAUCCCCCCGGCCUACGCCGGCCUGGCCAUCUCCUAUGCCAUGCAGGUCAGUGCUUCUCCUAUGAAGAAAUCCCUCCCUACAGGAGGGGGGAAACUUAACUUUCACUCAAAUUAGUUAGAUGCUAGCUAGCUAAAAAUCAAUGGGGAAUGAUUGGGGCAUCCAGACAAUUUUCCAAAUCUCCUCUGCUUUCUUUCCCUCACUUUUCUCUUUACUUACCAGUAUUACUCCCCUUGUCUUUCCCCCUUUGCUCUCUGUUACUUCCUCUAUCUUCUCCUCUCUUUCGGUCACUCCACUUUCCCAUCCAUUCCUCACUCAUCUUUCCCUUGGUUGGUUGGUUAUAUAUCUAAACAGAGCUGCGUGGAUCCAUUAUAUGAAAUGACAAUGCAUGUUAUACAUACUUAUUUGAAACUUGGUUCAAAGAGGAGGACAUGGUUACAGUAGUAUAGAUGACAUGAAUGCAUUUAAUUGGAUAAACAUCUUAUCCCUCUCUCCCUCUUUCUCUCUGAGCUCACAGGGCUGUUCCAGUUCACAGUCAGACUAGCCUCUGAAACUGAGGCUCGCUUCACUUCUAUGGAGAGAAUUCACCACUACAUUGAGGUUACUACACUACUAAUACAUGGCACUGCACUUUUACUGUAUAUAUUGUCUCACUAACACUGUGGCCUGCUGCGUGUUUUCAUCAUUCUAAAACUAGGAAACCCUAAGAAGACGGAGAUCAUAUAGCUGAGGCCUAGAGUUUUUCCAAGUUAUUUUAACUACACUUUUUUAAAGCAUUUUGGGCUGCAUUGUAUAUGUUUGAAAGGUGCUAAACAAAUGAAGUGCAGUAUUAUUAUUAUUAUGAACCCCAGAGCGGUCUCCCCUGCUUUCCCCCAGUCCUCUAGUCUCUACUCCUGAGUGGCACAGUGGUCUAAGGCACUCCAUCGCAGUGCUAACUGUGCCACUAGAGAUCCUGGUUCGAAUCCAGGCUCUGUCGCAGCCGGCCGCGACCGGGAGAGUCAUGGGCGGCGCACAAUUGGCCCAGCGUCGUCCAGGGUAGGGGAGGGAAUGGCCGGCAGGGAUGUAGCUCAGUUGAUAGAGCAUGGCGUUUGCAACGCCAGGGUUGUGGGUUCGAUUCCCACGGGGGGCCAGUAUUAAAAAAAAUAUAUAUACAUUCACUAACUGUAAGUCGCUCUGGAUAAGAGCGUCUGCUAAAUGACGUAAAUGUAAAUGUAAAUGUAGCACUGGAGGCCCCGGCCCGCAUCAAGAACAAGGCACCCCCGCCAGACUGGCCCCAGAAGGGCGAGGUGGUGUUUGACGGGACAGAGAUGAGGUACAGAGACAACUUGCCACUUGUGCUCAAGAAGGUGUCCUGCACCAUCCGGCCCAAGGAGAAGAUUGGCAUAGUGGGCCGGACGGGCUCAGGUCAGUGGAAACAGUCAGUGAAACAUCUCUCGAAGCCGUGCCCUGUUUGAUCAUGUAUCUGAAAAUCCUACCCAUCUAUAAUAUAAUCUCAUGUGUUAUAUAUCCAGGAACGAGGUCAAUUUCACGUAAUUCCUAUUGAAACCUACAUUUAUAUCUUUUAAAUAUAGUUUACGCUAGCUCCAGAUUUAUUUUGCAGAGUAUGUCCCCCCUGCCCUGCUCUAUCCACAGGGAAGUCUUCUCUGGGCGUAGCUCUGUUCCGUCUGGUGGAGCCCUGUGGCGGCUCCAUCAAGAUAGACGGCAUCAACAUCUGUGACAUCGGCCUGGCCGACCUCCGCAGCAAGCUGUCCGUUAUCCCUCAGGAGCCUGUGCUUUUCAGCGGCACAGUCAGGUGGGCAUGCCACUCAAAUGCUCACUGUACUAUUGUGACUGUAAAUGAACACUGUCACUAGCCUGGUGGUCCCAGAUGUGGUUGUGUUGUCUUGCUGAGUUGGCACAUGGGAUUUUUCCUUUAGUCCCACCCACUGAUACAUUUAUUCUGGUGACUGCCGAUGCAUUGUCUUGAAGUUGUCCUUGUCCUCUAUCCACCCCCAGGUCAAACUGGACCCCUUAAACCAAUACGCAGAGGAGCUGAUCUGGGACGCUCUGGAGCGGACACACAUAAAGGAGUGUGUGAGUAUCCGGGACUCGGUCAUCCACAGAGUAAGAGACUACACGAGAGAGUAUGCUCAUACUAGAUGACUGGUUUUUUAGAAAGAUGCUUGUGUGCCAGCAGGUGGGGUGGAGUUAUAGGCACAGAGGCUCAGAAGGGCAGAGGUAACACAGGACUGAGAAAUUAGACCCAUGUCUAAUUUCCUGUCUUUGUUUCAGUACUCUCUCUCUCCCUCUCUCUGUCCAUCCAUCCAUCCAUCCAGGUGUCUCAGCUGCCCCUGAAGCUGGAGUCAGAGGUGGUGGAGAAUGGAGAUAACUUCUCUGUGGGAGAGAGACAGCUGCUCUGUGUCGCUAGAGUCCUGCUCAGACAGUGCAAGGUACCCUUCAAAAUGGGAAUUGAGAGAAUUGUAAUUUUCAUGUGUUUUGACAUCUAAUGGUUUUCCGGGUAGCCAACCUUGUGUGUAGAAAGAUAACUUUAGUCGUCUAUGGUCACAGCACCUUUCUGACUUAGCUCUCGGUGCCCCCUCCCUUCUCAGGUCCUGAUCUUGGACGAGGCCACAGCAGCAAUGGACUCGGAGACGGAUUCUCUGAUCCAGGAGACAAUCCGCAAUGCCUUUCAAGACUGCACCACCCUGACUAUAGCCCACCGGCUGCACACCGUACUCAACUAUGACCGCAUCAUGGUACUCAACCAGGGACAGGUACACACAACACAAGCUCAUCUACUGUACAUUCACUUGCCUUUUACGAGAGAUUAGUACUAUAUGUGUAGCAGAACUAGCUAGCUAGUGAGUCCUGAAACUGUGUUGCCCUGUAGCUCAACCUAAGCAUGGUUUUAGUAGGGCAGGAAGCUGCUUUGUGGUCACAAAGUUGUUUUAAACAAGGGUUUGCAUCUCGGGUCGGUCAUACAGAGACGGAACGUGAGGUUACAUACAUUCACAUUUCCUGUCUCUACAACUGGCUAAUUGGCUUGGAAGGCUUUUAGGUCUUACUAAAUCAACAUUUAUGUAGUGAUACUCCCUCACAUCUAUGCUCCAAGGAAUCCCUAAAGCCUUGUUUUGUUUUCCCCAUCCUCCAUUUCAUUUAGGUGGUGGACUUUGACGAGCCGUCCAACCUGCUGGCCAAUGAGAACUCUCGAUUCUGUUCCAUGCUGGCUGCCGUAGAGAACAAGAUCUCUGUGAAAGGC